UGAGAGUGGUUUUGAGUGUUUGGCAGGUUAAAUUUAGCCUAUUGAUGUAAGCUGCAUUCCAUUCACAACAGACACAGAGACACACUCACAGUUUGGCUUUAGUGUCCAGGAGUGUGAAGAUCAGGGAAGAUCAAACUACCGACUGUAGGUUGACCCCUGAGCCUCCGUGUCCCCCCUUCAAGGAUACAGGUUGCACACUAGGGAUACCAUCACAGUAUUCCUGAGCUCUGCCAACCUUGCCAAAGCCACAAUGUCACAAUUCUGUACAAUGCCAAUUGGACAGAGGAAGAAGUGUGCAGCAGCUAUUUGCCAAGAGAUCCAUGGUACCAAUGGGGACAUAAUGGAUCUGGGAAAGAAACUCAGCACUCCUAAAGACAUUAUGUUGGAGGAGUUAUCGUUGCUUUCCAACAGAGGUUCACGGCUUUUCAAGAUGCGCCAGAGGAGAUCUGAAAAAUAUACAUUUGAAAGUAUCCAAAAUGAGGCAAAUGCACAGCUAAAUAAUGAUAUUUUAACUGAGAAUACACACACUGUGGAAAUUAAAGUGGAUCCACCAGCUGAUGGAAAUGCUGCUAAUCAAGAAAACACUGCUUCAGCUCCAGAGAAUGCAUCAGCUAUGCUUAAGUCCUACCACUCCCCGUGGGAACAGGCAAUCCUCAGUGACCCUGACCUCGCUGAAUCCCUCAAACUGACAAUGCCAGCACCAGACCCACGUCCAGAUCUCCCUGAGUACAGAUGCUUUAACCGGGUGGCUACUCCUUUUGGUGGCUUUGACAAAGCUCCCAGAGGAAUCACAUUCAAGCUCCCAGAGGUAGACCUGAACCCGCCCAGUUACCCAGAACUACAGGACCCAGGCGUGAAACGGCCCACCUUCAACAGGACAGCCCAGGGAUGGAUAUCUGAGGGCACCCAUCUGAUCCUACCCACGAUUACCUUGGAGCCCAUCAAAGUCCCAGAGUCUGAUGACCUGUAGAUGCAGCAGUAGAAUCCAGCAACAUGGUGUUGGCUGUGGGCUAUAGUGUGUUGGCCCUGCCUGUGAUGACGGCAAAACAGUCAAUUAGUAGCUCAGUCACGAUUCCUUCCCCCCAUUUUCAUUUCUUGCCAGUGGACACAAAAUGUUUAAUGCAGUUGUUGGCUAGAGUGUUUUGUGUACACUGAAAUUGUAUUCAAAGGAAAAUCAUGUAAAUAACAAAAUGAAUUUGCUAUGCAUAAUUCAAAAAGUCUAAGAGUUUCAACUGAUACUGAAAGCAAAACUGUAACUUUUAUAAAUGGUCAAUGAACUGAUGAAUAUGUAAUGUAAAUAAAGAAUGAAACGUAUUUAUUGGUGGCACAAAACUGGAACAUGCAGUAAAUCACGUUUAGUUAUUAUUGGUAAGUAUUUCAAGUCUAUAUAGUGUAAAAAUUGAUGUUAUAGAAAAACAAACUGAAAUUGUUCAUUGCUUUUUAUCUAUCAUCAUAUAUAAUAUAUAAUCCAACGAAAAAAAUCAUUCAGUGUGAUAAACAAAGAUUAUGCUUUUAAAAUUAAGCCACCAAUUAACUUCAUACAAACACUCAUUUUUUAGAAAAUACAUUUUAAUUCUUACAUGAAUACAAAAUGGAUGUAGUCAUGCUGAAGAAAAAAAUGUCAAAGUUUGUUCUGUGUUGUUUCUAGGAGCAGAUCAAGUAAAAACUUUAUGUAACUUUAUGAUGUCAAAACCUAUGGUGGUAAUACUGUGAAUGAUUGCAAAAUUCACUGAAUGUCUGCAAGUGAUAUUUGAUGUUUCUGCUGUACUUUAGUGUAUUUCACCUCUAAACAGUUUAAGUGUAUUGCCUUCUUCUGCAUACAUACAUACAUAUAUUACAUGCUGUAUAUUGUAUGUUUAACAACUAAUUUAACUCACAUCAUCCUUAUGCAUCUGAAUGUGACUGCCCAUACGCCCUGGAUUAAGGAACAAUUUACAAAAUCUGCUUUUCAGACAGCUGGGAAACAAGAGAGGGAAAUGUAGGAGAGAACAUUCUGGCAGGAUUGAAUUCAAGGCCAGUGGGAUCUUAUGAGUCAACUUAAAACAUGCAUAUCAUUUCUCCAAAACCUCAGUAAGCCAAAGAAUUCACAAAGAAUGAUAUGUGGGCAAUCCAUCAAGUGAGAUGUGCAAAAGUGAUUUGAUUUUUUCAGCUGUUUAAUUCUGUAUCAUUUUAAAUGCAUUAAUACAGUUAAUAAGUAAGCGCAUUUGUGAUUUUUUUUCUUUUUCUUUUUUUUUUUUACCCACGCCUAAAAGAUGUGAGAAAUUCUCAGCAGUUGAUUACAUUGUUCCCUGACUUUUAUCAUAACUUAACAACAAAUGUGGGUGAUGUUUAAAUUUCAUGGCCGAGUAUCUAUACAGUGGACGGUAUGUGACACUGACAUCCACAUCUUGUCUUAUACAGAAGGUUAACUGUAAGUUGGUAGUACAAAAAAACAAAUAAUGAUAGAAGUAACUGAAAUAAAUCUACUGAAUAAACUCAAAA
Molecule: messenger RNA, 2481 nt
Organism: Acanthopagrus latus (yellowfin seabream)
Lineage: Eukaryota; Metazoa; Chordata; Actinopteri; Spariformes; Sparidae
Gene: myoz2b
Product: myozenin 2b
Exons: 6
Coding region: 251-970 (239 amino acids)
Cellular component (GO): actin cytoskeleton; Z disc
Molecular function (GO): FATZ binding; actin binding; telethonin binding
Source: RefSeq, a predicted model, not a curated record